AUGGCUCGUCAUCAAAUGAUUCCCGGAACCGAUAAAACUGAGUGCCAAACACCGAAACUCGCCCGCAAACGCCAGGCUCCCGAAAGCAGAGGCUCCAACACACCCACUGAUCAAGAGUCAAGGGACGAAAAGAAUGCCAAGUACAGAAGCGCUACUUAUGAAACUCUCCUCGCUACUAAAGGCAGCUUCAUGCGCAAGUCAGAGCUAGGAAUAACCGAUAAGAGCAAGCGGAUUUGUAAGGAUUUAGUGGAAACCGAUCAACCUGUUCCCAAACACACGCUAUUUCGAGACGAUGCCUUUGACGAGUUUUGUCAAAGGCUACAAGGAAAGAAUGAGUCAAGAGUUAUCCAAGAUAUAUCCCGAUUAAUUAUACCUUCGGCAGAAUCUCUCGCCGUUGACGGGGCCAAGAAUCUUAAACACCUAGUUGAAAGCGUCAAUGAACAGUGGAGCUCCUCCAUUGCCUUCUGUGGACCGCGUCCGCAGCCGGAUUAUGCGGCCGGGUUCGGCCGUUCUGCGUUCACGGAAGACCAGCUGAAGAAAUUCGAGCCGUUCCUCGGCUACGACCCGGAUACCUACAGCUCGUUCUUCCUGGCCACCUUCUACAUGUACUUCCCCUUCUUGACCAGUGAGGUGAAAGGCACCGCCGCGCUCGACAUCGCCGACCGGCAGAACGCACACAGCAUGACCCUUGCCGUGAGGGGCGUCAUUGAGCUGUUUAAACUUGUAGGACGCGAAGAUGAGGUCAAUCGCGAGAUCUUGGCUUUCUCGAUCUCACACGACAACAGGACAGUGAGAAUCUACGGCCAUUAUGCGGUCAUUGAGGGAAGCAAGACUUCCUUCUACCGUCACCCUAUCAGAACAUUUGACUUUACGGAACUGGACGGCAGAGAGAAGUGGACUGCUUACACUUUUACGAGGAACGUUUAUGACAAGUGGGCGCCGGAUCAUCUGAAAAGGAUCCGCUCGGCUAUUGAUGCGAUCCCUCCUGGAGUAAAUUUUGAUGUUCCUCAGUCAGAACUUGGACUCUCUCAAUCAAACACCCCAUGCUUUUUGGAGGAUGACGGCCAACUAAGCCAGACAAGCUUUGUAGCCUCAGCAGAAGCUACACCCAAUACUUCCUUCACCCAACAGACGCAUGUCUUGAAGCGGCCAAGGAGGCAGAAAUAG
Histoplasma mississippiense is the source of this 1167-nucleotide messenger RNA. RefSeq lists its product as hypothetical. NCBI's taxonomy places the organism in Eukaryota, Fungi, Ascomycota, Eurotiomycetes, Onygenales, Ajellomycetaceae. The transcript has 2 exons. The record is from RefSeq and is a predicted model, not a curated record. Bases 1 to 1167 code for a protein of 388 amino acids.